GCCGAAAUCCACUAGGCCCCCGCCCGCCUCUCGACCUCCUCAUCCCGCCGGAGCACGCCUGCCCCCCUUCCUUUUCUACACCCAUAGACCUCCUCCUCCCCGUCCUCUCUGCUGCUGGAUUGGCGCGGGCUGGGAUUCCGUCGGAGACGCGCUUCCUUCUGUCGCAAUUCGCCGCGCAGAGGGAGUCUGGGAUUAUCCUUGUAAAUUGAGCUUUGGCACUCUUGGAUUGGAUGGAGUUCUCAUCUAGCGAAGAAGAUGGACUCGUUGAAGAAUUCAUAGAUGUUGAGGAUGAUGCAGGCACCGCUGAUGUUGAUCAAGCUGCGAUGACUUCCCAGACUAAUUGUACCGACCAUUCUGAUGGAUCCAUGUUGACCGCUGGAGAUGAGCUGCUUGUGGCAGCUGAUGAGCUGGUCAAGAACGGUGAACCAUGCUUGGGCAUGGAAUUUGAGUCCGACGCAGCUGCGCGUGCAUUCUACAGCGCGUAUGCGCUACGCCUUGGGUUCGGCAUCCGUGUUGCCCGAUCCCGCACCGAGCGGCGGAAAGGUAUCGAGGUGCUCGUCACGAAGCGCUUUGUGUGCAUGAAAGAGGGACAUCACAAGAAGAAGGAUGUUGAAUCUAGCGACAAGAAGAGGAGGAAGCGCCUCUCUAUACGGGACGGCUGCCCAGCGAUGAUGGAGGUGGUGUGGAGAAGGCAAGAAAAGUGGGUCAUCACGAAGUUGGUGCUGGAGCACACUCAUGUUAUUGUUAGCCCAGACAAGGUGCGGGAGGUCCAGCUCCGUCGCCUCUCUGGAAAGGAACAUGCCGAUCAAUUGCAGGAGGUGCGGAGGAAUGUGUUUGGUGACACUGAUGCAUGUGCUCUCUUCACCUACUUGAUGAGAAAGCAGUCGGAGAACUCUGGUUUUUUCUACAACAUACAAGUUGACAGUAGAAACUGCUUGAGGAGUGCAGUUUGGGUUGAUGCAAGAGCUAGAAUGGCAUACAAAUACUUUGGAGAUGCUGUUUACUUCGACACCACUCAUAGUAAAAAUGAGAAUAUGUUGCCUUUUGCAGCUUUCACAGGCGUGAAUCACCACGGUGACAGUGUUGUUUUUGGUUGUGCGCUGGUCUUGGAUAAGGCAGAAUCUUCAUAUGCUUGGAUUUUUGAUACAUGGCUGACAGCAAUGGAUAAGCGAUUGCCGUUUUCGUUUACAACAGAUGAAGGCAGAACAAUGACAGAGGCAGUUGGCAAGGUAUUUCCUCAAUGUUUCCAUCGACUUUGUAGAUGGCGAGUUCUUUCUAGAUGCAAGACGAAAUUGUCGGAUGUCUACAGGAGAUUUCCUGGGCUCCAUAUCGAGUUAAAGAGAUGUGUCAACGAGUGUGAUACCAUGCCUGCUUUUGACAUGCUCUGGGGUUCUAUUCUCGACAGGUAUGGCCUGAGGGAGAACACUUGGCUGGGAUCACUAUUUGAAGCAAGACAUAAAUGGGUUCCUGCAUACCUAACAAGCUCCUUCUUUGCAGAGUUGUCACUGACCCGUAGAGCAGAAACGGUCAGUAGGUUUUAUAGAAAUAACUUCACUACAAGAGGGUCCCUCCUUUCUUUUAUCACUAGAUUUGAUCAACACAUAGACAGAUUGUAUACGAAUGAAGCUCAGAAAGAUCUUGCUUCAUUUCCUCCUGAACAACUCCUGAAAACCAAUUCGAUCUUGGAAAAACAAGCAGAGAGCAUCUACACAAGGGCUGCAUUUGAAAUAUUCCAAACGGAGUUGAUUGAAUCGCUGCAUCACUAUGCUAUUAAGGUUCAGGACGGCCCUUAUGAAGACAAGUACUAUGUCGAAAGACAUAGCGAUCCUCCUACCAGGCACACUGUUGUCUACAAUAUUGCCGAGAAGAAGGCUUGGUGUGACUGCUGCAGGUUUGCUUUCUCGGCGAUAUUGUGCAGACAUGUGCUCGGAGUAUUCAUCCUGGCAGACAUCGACAUGAUUCCGGAGCCAUGCAUCACGAAGCGGUGGACGAAAAAGGCAAAGACAGGGCCAGUGUGUGUUGGGCGAAAUCUCGAAGGUGAAAACCAGCACACAAAUUCUGUGACUUGGAGAUUCAAUGAUCUAGUUCGCGACGCGAUGAAGUGUGCAGAGAAGGGAACUCUAUCAGCAGGCUCCUUCAAAGUCGCAAAGGAAGUAUUGCAGAAAGCCUUCAGGGAAAUAGAGAAGCUGACCAAUGCUGGUCCCCAGCAAGUUGGCAACAUAUAGCAGCAGUGGGUAGUGGUGUUCAUUGCCGGUUCCAUCUGGACCUGUGAAAUCUGUAGUUCAAAAUUUUGUACUAAGGCGAGAAGCAUGGUGGGAGCUAUCGAAGGAAAAUGAACUAACGCCCUAGUCGCCAGUUUUUACAGUUUGGCUUCAAACCAGUUAUGUACGCCCCUGACAGUGGCUUUGAGCAUUGUUACGGAAGGAUGAAAACGAGCCCUAUUUCUGCUGUAGUACUAUGAGCAAGAACUUGCGGCUUGCCACCGUAUCAUGGCAGUAACCA
This is a messenger RNA of Lolium perenne, 2502 nucleotides long. RefSeq names its product protein FAR1-RELATED SEQUENCE 5. Lineage: Eukaryota; Viridiplantae; Streptophyta; Magnoliopsida; Poales; Poaceae. The record is from RefSeq and is a predicted model, not a curated record. Gene Ontology annotation, biological process: regulation of DNA-templated transcription. Gene Ontology annotation, molecular function: zinc ion binding.